UCGCGGUUCCCCCUUCUUAGGACGUCGCGCCCCGGGGUAUCACAGGCUGAAAACCGCGGCACGACAUAUUUCCAUACAGAAAUCAUUUCAGUGAACUCAACUGUGAUAGCAAUGGGUACACAGCAAUAUUUUUCUAAGAUCUUUUUUUGCUCACAUUCAAUCUCAAAACGCGUACGCCGUGUGUGUGUGUUGGCACAAGUUGGCUGUAUCAGAAGUUUUGCGCACUCAUAGCUAUGAAGUGCAGGUGAGGGUAACCUUGCCGCAUGGCAGCCUUGCCUGCCGUAUUCGCCAAAAGAUGGGAAUGUGUUGCAUCUAAUUUAAAGGACUGGGUCACAUACGCAGCUCGUAGGUGUCUAUCGGUUUGUCAAAUUAACACUCACGGUAUGUCGUCUACAUAGUUUAAUGGUCGGUUGCUAAUUCCGCGAUAUUUUAUCUACAAAUUAUUCAGCUAUCGGUCUGAUGUCUGGAGUCCAUCGCAGGGGCAUUCUGGAGAGGUCUGCUGUCUGCUGGCGGAGCACAUGUCCAAUCCAUCGCCAAUGCCUUCGUUGAACCUGCGUGGUGAUGGACUCGGUUUCAGCUCUUCGGUGGAUUCUUCGUUGGUGAUAAAAAAAUCUUGUCUCAUUCCCCACCCUCUUCUCUUUCGUCUUCAUAAAAGUGUGAAAGCAAAGAACAUGUUGAAGUCAGUCACUCCUCGUCAUGUGAAUGCUGUCAGUAAUCUUCCCUGUCUACACCUGACAUCAUUGUCAUGUCUACAGUCAGAGAAGAGGACUUCAGAUGUUGUGGCGAGAUCAGAAGUCAGAAGAAGGAUGUCAGCAGGGACCAGGACACCUUACUUUCAACACUUCUGGAAGCCAGGGUCUUGCUACUAUAGCGAGAGUCUUGGAAGAAUGACAAAAAGCGCGACUGACAUCUGUGAGGAUUUUGUUUUAUCGCACAUAGAUUCUGUGCCCGUGCCUUCACCAAAAGGCGUGUUCACCAUUGGAGACUAUGGAACGUGCGACGGGUCAGUGUCUCUACGACUCAUGCACAGGAUCAUCGGCCAUUUGAGAAACAAACAUGGACCUGACCUUAAGAUUCAGGUGUUGUACGAAGAUCUACCGACCAACGACUACAACAGCCUCUUCAAAACAAUUUAUGGUAGCACAUCAUACAUACACAAGUUCGACAACGUGUUCCCGCUGGCCUGUGGCACUAGUUUCUACAAGCAAUGUGUACCUGACAACACAUGUGACAUCAUCAUGUCAUCAUUUGCCACGCACUGGCUUAGUGACAGGAGUCACACGAUGUCUUCGACGAUGUCUCCCUGGAUGUCAACAUCAGAAGAAGAGAUGAAAGCUCAUCACGAGGCUUCAGCACGUGACUGGCAGACGUUCCUCCUUCUGAGAGCGACUGAGCUCAAACAAGGUGGACUUCUAUUCGUUGCGCAACCUUCCCAAAAUACAAAGAGCAGCCCUGCACAGCCUGGAGAAAUAACAGAAUGUGCAAGAGACACUUGGAUCCAUCUCAAUUUAACGUGGAAGGAAUUAUAUGCAGGGGACAUAAUAACAAGAGAAGAGUUCCAGUCGUGUAAUGUCCCGGCGACAUUUCGGUCGUUACAGGAGCUAAAAGCUCCUUUCGAGAAUGCCGCCACCAUGUCUCCAGUCCGACAGGCUGGUCUCAAACUUGUUUAA
Messenger RNA from Pomacea canaliculata, 1670 nucleotides. RefSeq names its product probable S-adenosylmethionine-dependent methyltransferase At5g38780. The transcript has 8 exons. Gene Ontology annotation, biological process: methylation. Gene Ontology annotation, molecular function: S-adenosylmethionine-dependent methyltransferase activity. Bases 519 to 1670 code for a protein of 383 amino acids. Lineage: Eukaryota; Metazoa; Mollusca; Gastropoda; Architaenioglossa; Ampullariidae. The record is from RefSeq and is a predicted model, not a curated record.